UGUGGGUACCCGUCACCAAGGAGAGAAAAACCAAAAGUCAAAACUUUUCCUUUAUUGAUUAACAUCGCGGUUUUUUGUUAGGGUUGAAAUUUGAGUUGAUCCGUUUUUAAACUGUUCGUAAUGAUACUUUGAUAAUCAUUCUUGUUCAACAAACCACACUAUGUGGCAGAGCAACUGUUAAUAAGUUGUUUUACAAUCAAUGGGAUCUAAAUACGUGGCAAAGCAAGUUCACAAUCCAGUGCAUCGCCGACCGAGGAAAAUGGUGCUGAUUCAUAGGAUAUCACAUCGUCACAUGUCAUCCGCCCUGAUCGCAAAACUUUUAUCGCCGCCGCUGGUGUGGUCACUGUAGGGACCACUGGCGGGUCGAGUCAGGGUCCCACGCAACAUUAUCCACGAGUACGUAUGAGUGCUCCACUCGUAAAAUUAUGGGAAAUUGCUUCAACGGAUGCCUUUCGGAGGAGAGUCAAACACGCAACCGGACGUUGACCGCUAGUGAUAGUCAGUAUGAGAUGCUGGUAGAGGAGUGUUCUAAGCAACAAGGAAAGAUUAACCAAAUUACACCAAAAAAAAAGCCCAAACUUUUUGGAAAAUUUUGGAAACGGAAAGGAGAUGUGGAGUACUCAAGACUGAAUAAAUCAAACAAUAAUUUUAUAAGCAAGGGUAAUCAAAGCGACCAUCAGAAAUCAGGAUCAGAAAUUCCACUGCAGUGCCUCGAUGCACACUCGCUUCUGCUGGUGUCGAAAGAUAGCAAUACUCGUAAAAACGGAUAUCAUGAUCUGAACACGGAUGUGACAUCAACUCCGGGCAGCUCACUGGACCUGGAGUGGGAGAAUGAUUAUGGAUAUCAGAAUAGUCACUGGCAACUACGAGCAAGUGAUGAUCAACAGCUUCCAUAUACAACGGCAAUGGAUCCGGUGUUCAAAGUGGAAGAAUGGUCUAUCCUGAAGAAAAGCAAAGAUCGCAUCAACUUCAUCAGAAAGUUAGAUCGCGCUUCAUCGGUACGCAUUCAAGACAAUGCAAACGGGCCAAACGCUGGUGGCAGUUCGCACCCUCUAUCCAGCGUUGGCGGCAAUGGUUCAGGCAACAUUGGUACACCAUCGAUUGUGAGCUGUGGUUCAAAUGCUUCCUCGUCACACAUAUCAACGCCGGAGGAUUCACUCGAGUGGGACAUCGAUCAGGAUCGGCAGCUAAAAUCGGAAAACGAAUCACUAGACCUAGAAACCAAAGAACUGCUGCUGGAAAUCGAGCAGCUAAAGAAUCGGGUUCUCAACGAAACUGGUGCUAACUUGAAGGAUCUGAAAUACGACGAGUCAAUCAGUUGAUUGUUUACAAUGGGAACCGACCGGGGCUUAUGGGAUGGACCGAAAAUCAAAUAAUUGACUUUAUAUAACCGUAGGAAAAACUGGAAACAUAGUAAAAUCAUGUUAAAAACAAUUUUAGAACACGGAUUAUAAGCAGAAACAAGAAAGUGUAACGUAAAUUUCAUAGUGAAUCGUUUCGAAAUACAAAGCGAAGGAAAUAGCACCAGUAUAAUCUAUAUUUAUUGUGAAUUCUAUAUAUUCCAGUUUAUGAGAAACUUCUUAGAUAUAAUUCAGUGACAUCACAAACAAUGCAAAAAGAGAAUUAAUCAAAAAUUGGUUAUCAAAAGAAUUGUUGAACAAUUACUGAACGGCAUUUAUUUUCCACAAAAUGGAAAACGUUUCGAAUCUUGUUAGAAAAAGUCGUCUUGAGACGAUCGAAGUGUAUAAUAAAUUCUGAAUAACAGCUAAGUUUAUACGUUUUUAU
This is a messenger RNA of Armigeres subalbatus, 1785 nucleotides long. RefSeq lists its product as uncharacterized. The coding region runs from base 426 to 1322 and encodes 298 amino acids. The record is from RefSeq and is a predicted model, not a curated record. The transcript has 6 exons. Lineage: Eukaryota; Metazoa; Arthropoda; Insecta; Diptera; Culicidae.